Molecule: messenger RNA, 2059 nt
Organism: Dichomitus squalens LYAD-421 SS1
Lineage: Eukaryota; Fungi; Basidiomycota; Agaricomycetes; Polyporales; Polyporaceae
Exons: 7
Coding region: 1-1800 (599 amino acids)
Cellular component (GO): mitochondrion
Molecular function (GO): protein-arginine omega-N symmetric methyltransferase activity
Source: RefSeq, a predicted model, not a curated record
AUGGCAGUCACCAUCGCAUCUCGGUCGUGCCUAAUCGCAGCGGAUUUCCUUGUCAUUGGUUCGACGUGGUUUGCGCUGUCACGGCGCAACAACAUCGGCCAAGGGGUCGUACCCAAGGGCACAAUAUCUAGCGUGCUUCUGGUUGAUGGCACUAUUUAUUUCAUCUUCCUUGCUAUCCUCAACUCUCUCCACCUGACAUUCACCAUGCUCUCGCUCGAUGUAGCUUAUCUACAGAGAACCAGCGACUUCGGUCAAUUCACAACGCCAAUCGUGUCCCCGGUGUCCUUCACCACCUCGGCUGCCCUACAAAAGAAAGCGGAAAGGCCGGAGGAGACGAUUAACUACAACGACAGGGUAUCCUUCUCCGAUACCCCUGAUUCUGAGCAUGUGAACUACCAGCGUGUCACUGCCAACGACCUCGAGCGGGAGCGGCAUCCGCCGCGACGCGUGAAGAUGCUCGUGCGCGACUUCAUCGAGGACUCGCUUUACAACCCCAACUAUGGCUACUUCUCGAAGCAGGUCAACAUCUUCACAUCAACAGAGCCUAUAGACUUGAAAGCUCUGCGUAAUAUGACGGACUUCGAGGCGGAAAUCACGAAGCGGUAUGCAGCGUACGGAGAGGACGGAGAUGGGCCAGGGACGCAGCUGUGGCAUACCCCUACCGAGUUGUUGAAGCCAUGGUACGGAAGGGCCAUCGCUCAAUGCCUCGUGUCGGAGUAUCUCCUGAAGUAUUUCCCCUACGAGGACUUCGUCAUAUAUGAGAUCGGGGCAGGGAACGGUACACUCGCACGGGACAUUCUCGACUACCUCCGAGAAGAUUAUCCAGACGUCUAUGAGCGGACACGUUACAACAUCAUAGAGAUUAGCGAGAGCCUUGCCUCCCUACAGAGAGAAAAGCUCUGCGAGUCGCAUCCUUGCGUGACGGUUCACAACAAGAGUAUCUUCCGCUGGGAUACUCGAGAACCUGCCCCGUGUUACUUUCUUGCAAUGGAAGUCAUCGAUAACUUCGCCCACGACCUAAUACGUUACGACCUCCGCACGCUGGAGCCAUACCAAGGCAUUGUUACGAUCGACAAGAAAGGCGAUUUUAGCUCAUACUACACCAAAGUUACGGAUCCUCUCAUCAGUUCUUUCCUCGCUCUGCGUCGCUAUCUAAACCAUCCACCGCCAAUUUCACGUCUGCUCAAGCUCUCAUCCACGUUCCGUACGUUCUACACUAAUCUCCCCUUCGCCCCCAACCUCUCCGCCCCCGAGUAUAUCCCCACUCGCCUUCUCACCCUUCUCCGCACCCUCCGCCGCAACUUCCCUCGCCAUCGUCUCCUCCUCUCCGACUUCUCCUCGCUCCCGGACACGAUCCCAGGUGUGAACGCCCCAGUCGUGCAGACGCGGUAUCAGAACACGACCGUCCCAUGCGAGACGCUCUUCGUCCGGCAAGGGUACUUCGACAUCUUCUUCCCGACAAACUUUGAGAACCUGCGCGACAUGUACGAGCACAUCCUCGCGCAGCCGCUGCCGCUCACGGAGAGCGCGAAUCAGUUCCCGCGCGUGACGCCGCUGAGCAUGACCGCGUCGCCACUUGCGGAGGGGAACAGCUUCUUCUCGUCGUACCACCCGAAAACGCGGCGGCCGCCCGUGGACGGAGUCGCGUCGAGCAGCGGGCUGCCGGUGGGCGAGCGGAAGAGCCAGGUGUAUACGCACCAGGAGUUCAUGGAGACGUAUGCGGAUUUGAAGCGGACGAGGUUGAGGAGCGGGGAGAACCCGUUGGUAGAUACCUACAAAAAUGUCAAGUUUCUGUUUUGAGUGUUUGUGCUGCGUAUCCUACCUGCGUCCGAGGCACGCAGAGAGUGUGGUGUUGGCCGGACCUUAAACCAUACUUCUAUGUACUCGUCGACGAGACCUGCAUGCUGCCCCCGUCCACGUGGUGAGUCCUUCAGCUUGAAGCUAUGUAGCGCUGCGCUACAAGUUGCUAGCCGCACUGAUGGCUGCCGCCGGUUGUUGCAGCCCGGUGAUCAAGGUGAAUAAGAUGCGGCGCACAAUCCGCUUGAACACAACAGAUCAC